Diaporthe citri is the source of this 342-nucleotide messenger RNA. RefSeq lists its product as uncharacterized. NCBI's taxonomy places the organism in Eukaryota, Fungi, Ascomycota, Sordariomycetes, Diaporthales, Diaporthaceae. The record is from RefSeq and is a predicted model, not a curated record. Bases 1 to 342 code for a protein of 113 amino acids. The transcript is spliced from 2 exons.
AUGGGCAGUUCGUCCAUCCUGGGUCAUCGAUACGCAAGACAGGCCGAUACCAUGGCAAAACUGCGAAGGCGUGAUGCCCUUGACGAUCCCGUCAUCUGCUCCCAGCUUGCCCCCAUCGUACGACACGCCAUGUCACUUACAUCUAUGAUUGGAGAGCGGUACCUUUGGGUUGACGCCCUUUGCAUCGACCGUUCUCGGGCUGCCGAGAGCACAGAGCAACUUCAACUCAUGGGAGCCAUAUAUGCGAACGCCUCCUUGACCAUCGUCGCCUACGACGGCGAUGCCGAAGACGGUUUCCCUGGUAUCAGAGGCGCCUCGACUAGCAGAAACCUGGAAAGAUGA